Molecule: messenger RNA, 5526 nt
Organism: Diachasmimorpha longicaudata
Lineage: Eukaryota; Metazoa; Arthropoda; Insecta; Hymenoptera; Braconidae
Product: acetylcholinesterase-like
Exons: 8
Coding region: 1969-4002 (677 amino acids)
Biological process (GO): choline metabolic process; acetylcholine catabolic process
Cellular component (GO): plasma membrane
Molecular function (GO): acetylcholinesterase activity
Source: RefSeq, a predicted model, not a curated record
CCAUUAUGCAUAACAAACUCGACGUCCUUAUUUUUCCGCAUUAUCUUCAGUAUUUUCCGGACUUUCACUGUCGUAAAUGCUACGAGUCUUACCGUAAAAAAACUGAAGAAAAUUUAUCGGGAAAAUCGCGGUCAAUUUUACUGUCCAAAACGUUAUCGUGACGCGAAAUGUAGUUAAAAUUACUUUGCGUGAAGAGAAUCUCACGAUUUUGCCAGGAAAAAAAUAUCUCUUGUGGGAGUGGAGAUUACGAUUAGAUAUAACGAGAAAAAGGACUUGAACCAGUUCAAGUCCUUUGAUAGUUUACCUUAAUGGCAAAUUUGACACGGAUUGCUCAGUGAUUUUUGGGAAAUCAUUUACGUAUAUUGGGGUUUAUCAGCAAUUAUUGACACAUUCCUGAGAUUAAGAAGACGAGGAAAAGACUGAAAUUCACAAUCAACCUUUACCCCCUUCCCCUAAAAUAUUCUCGAUCUUAAAAAAAUAAAUAGAUUAUCCAGGAAUAGACGUGUUUGCCUGGUCGGUAUUGAAAGUUUCCUCACGAAUUUCUCUUCAUACAGUCCACUCACGAUAAUAAAAAAAAUUUUAACGUGGACUCACCUAAGCUUCAGGACUCCCAAAAACUGAUGGUCUUUAACGAAGUGUAUCGAUCUCACUUGACUUAUAUGUAGAGCCAUGGUCCCAAUAUCAAUGAAACUUAUCAUCUGUUUCCUCCUUAUCACCACAAGAAUUGAACGACACGAACCAAAAAAUACUCUGGUAUUCGAUUGUAAUCAAUCAUUGCCAUAACCCGUAAUUAAUCUGUUAAAAAAAUCUCCCGAUAUCACUCGAGUAGAAGUAAUCACAUCGCGAGGAUUUGUGCAAACAUCUGGGUGAAAGACAUGCACAAGUUCUCGAGUACUAAUGAUUCUCGAGUCCUCAAAGUAGUGUAAGUGCUAUUGAAAACUGUAACACCCACUCGACAGUCGCAAACUUGAGGAUCACCAACGAAACCAGGAUGAAGAAACUCUGAUUGGAGUGGUUUAGGCUCUCUCUACUCGUGAUAUUUUACCCAAACUCACUCGAAUCAUUUUCCCACCCUCGAUUCCUUACCCACUUGUACUUGAAGAACCCGGGGGUAUUUUACCUCGGCCUCUUCGAUGCCCCCCCCCCCCUCGUCAAAACCUCGGGCAUUAAUCCUACUCGGGCACAAUGACAUAUAUCACACCACGUGUUUUCCUUCCAUCAUUCUUGGAAAUAUGAGGAGGGAAAAGAAAGAAAUCACUGAAUUAAUCAUCUUGCAAGCUGGGCUUGAAAUACGUGACUGGAAAAAAAAUCGUAAUUAACGAAAUAUACGGAGGCAAACAAAGUCAAUGGACACUGUACACUCUAAAAAUGAAUUAUGUCUGGUCAGAAACUACUUUUGAAAAAAAUUAAAAAGCAGUUGAAGACAAUGCGCUUAUCUCAUCGAAUCUCGCGAAGCAACCGCCGAGCGUCAGCAACCGGCCCAAGCUCGGCUCAAUCUCGGCGGACCCAGCUAUGGAAAACAAUCAUGAAUCAUAAUUCAUCCAAUGGUUGAGCCAGUCUUCCGCCGAUUGUGGAGUGAAACUUCUCCUACGGGCUAUCCCUGAGAAUCAUCACAUCCUUCCUCUACAAUGCCAGCCACCGGCCACCCCUAAUCUGAGGUCACAAAGUGGAUAGAAAAUUGAGGAUAGGGAGAAGGACACGAUGACUGGUGAAACGGUGAUGUAGCUGUCGCUGAAGGAGGGUCACAGCCGGUCUACAACCAUCCUACUCCUUUACUUUCCGCAAGUGGCAUCCCACCCUCCUCCUCCCUCAGCCUUCCCCACUCACAUCCCCUUUUUCUCACCCAUCCAGCGUGUUGGGUCUUGAGUGCCGGCGAGUUCGGCCACUGUCUUGAAAAACAGAGAGGCGUCCAGACGUCGUCAUUGACGUGAGGCGCGAAGGGGAGUGGAGAGGAGUGGCGCGAGUACGAUGGCGAUGACGAGAGGUCGUAGCGCCCUCCUGAACGUGGAAACACUGGUGGUCCUGACUGUUGUUGUUGCGACAACCCUAGAUUUUGGCGCCAGGGCAUCACCAUCCCACAGAAGUAGACAUCAUGCUGACCUAUCCCACGAGGAGAUGAAUCAACAGAGUUCACUGAGCCAACAACAGCACCAGCCCCAGCAGCAGCAACAGUCGAAGCGAAUACCCCAUGUGAUGGAGGAGCCACUGCCCCGUGCAGAGGCGCAGAGUAGUCCAGACGAUCCUCUAGUGGUGCAAACGAGGAAAGGACGUGUACGAGGCAUGACAUUGACAGCACCAAGUGGCAAGAAAGUCGAUGCCUUUUACAGCAUACCCUAUGCCCAAAAGCCCAUUGGACGUCUCAGAUUUCGGCAUCCUCGGUCUGUUGACAAAUGGGAUGGGAUUUUAAAUGCCACCAAAUUACCAAAUAGUUGUGUGCAAAUAUAUGACGAGGUGUUUGGUGAUUUCUCUGGUGCAACCAUGUGGAAUCCCAACACUGAACUCAGCGAGGACUGUCUAUACGUGAAUGUCGUGGUGCCUCAUCCCAGGCCGAGCAAUGCGGCUGUCAUGGUGUGGAUAUUUGGCGGUGGAUUUUACUCUGGUUCGGCUACCCUUGAUGUUUACGACGCCAAGACAAUCGUCUCCGAGGAGAACAUCAUACUCGUAUCCAUGCAAUACAGGGUAGCGAGUCUCGGUUUCCUCUAUUUCGGCACAGCAGACGUACCUGGCAAUGCUGGACUAUUUGACCAGACAAUGGCGCUACAGUGGAUCCGAGACAAUAUAGCAGCAUUCGGGGGCAACCCCGAGAAUAUAACGCUUUUCGGUGAAAGUGCCGGAGCGGUUUCUGUAUCCAUGCAUCUACUUUCUCCGUUAUCUAGAAACUUAUUCAAUCAAGCGAUAAUGCAGUCUGGUUCGCCAACAGCACCCUGGGCGAUAAUAUCACGUGAAGAGUCAAUAGUACGUGGACUGCGACUAGCUGAGGCAGUGGAGUGUCCGCACGAUCGGAAUGAUCUUCAGAAAGUGAUUGAUUGUUUGAUGGAAAAAGAUCCCCGGGAACUCGUGAAAAAUGAGUGGGGUACACUCGGCAUAUGUGAAUUUCCAUUUGUCCCAGUUAUUGAUGGUGCUUUUCUCGAUGAGACACCAGCACAAUCGCUGGCAACAUCAUCAUUCAAAAAAGCCAAUAUCCUCAUGGGCUCAAACUCUGACGAAGGCUUUUAUUUCAUUAUUUAUUAUUUGACAGAACUAUUUCCCAUUGAUGGAGCUGAUGAUGUUAAAGUGUCGCGUGAAGAAUUCGUCAAAGCUGUGGCUGAAUUAAAUCCGUAUGUGAAUCAAUUUGGAAGACACGCGAUAACUUAUGAGUACACUAAUUGGUUACAUCCCGAUGAUCCGGACGCUAAUCGUGAUGCGUUGGAUAAAAUCGUUGGUGAUUAUCAGUUUACGUGUAACGUUAAUGAAUUUGCUGGUCGUUAUGCUGAGACUGGUAAUACAGUUUAUAUGUAUUACUAUAAGCACAGAUCAGUGCAUAAUCCAUGGCCGAGGUGGACUGGUGUUAUGCAUGCCGACGAAAUAAGUUAUAUAUUUGGUGAACCACUGGAUUCCAGUAAAAAGUACACCAAGGAGGAGGUACAUUUGUCCAAGAGGAUGAUGCGUUAUUGGGCCAAUUUCGCCAAGACUGGAGAUCCGAAUAUGGGAGACGACGGCUCGUGGACAGAAGCCUUCUGGCCCCCUCACACAUUCAAGGAUAAAGAGUAUCUCACACUUGACACAAACACGUCGGACAUCGGCAAUGGCAUCCGAACGCGCCAGUGUGCAUUCUGGAAGAAAUAUCUACCCCAACUACUCGCUGCAACCUCCAAACUGGAGAUGUCCUCAAAGGAAACAUGCGGCAGUGGCAGCCACAGUCUUCAUCACACCCUGAUAAUCACUCUGGCAUUAAUCAGUAUCUUAAUAAACACGGGAGUACCCAGCAGCAUGUUGUCAUCAUCAAGGAGCAUCCUCGUCUAGUCAACGAGCAACAACACAUAAGUAUCUUCCCUUUCACUCAACUCACUUCCAACUAUUAAUUUACCAAGUGUUUUACUCCAUUCGUUCAAUGGAAAUUGCGUAUUCGGGGGAGCUGGCAGGGUCUAGCCCUCCCAGGACGUCAGGUUUUUAUUUGUCUUGCAUUAUGUUGGGGAGGGCCUUUUAUCACGAAAAUUAUUUUACUAACAAACAAAAAUAUAUAGUACGAUAUAAAACAACGGCAGACAUAUCAGGCUGGCGCGCGCGCUCCAGGGUUUUACCGGGGAUAAUCGAGCGACGAUGGUUGAACGUUGCCCGAGGGAAUCGCUUCCUCGAGCCGCCUCGCGGGAAGAACGACGAGGCCCUUGGGGACAUCAAGGGAAUUUUCUAACCACUCCUUUCCCCUUUUACUUGUUCUCUUUUCUACGGACAUUCACAUCUCAAAUAUUUCGCAGUGGGAAAAUUAAAGGGGGGAAUGGAACAGUGGAUGAAAAAAUAGAGAGACAAAGUCAUUUGGUCGAUUUACCUGAAGUACUGUUUAAACUGCUCCAUUUAUUCUCGUGGAAAUCCAAAGGAAUAAGAUUUAUCCUUAAGAAUUUUUGCUGAUUUUUUUUUAACGGAGGAAGAAAAAAUUCGCUAGAAAUUUCAAUCGGAGUUGUAUUGAACUUUCUAUGGUAAUUUUUUUCUUAUCAAACUUCAGUUAUUAUUACUGCAGGUAUAUAUGCACACACUGGUACAUAUCUGCCUGCCAGAUGAUGGAUAAAGCCGCAGUUAAUAAAAAUAUUUGAGAAUAAAAUUUCCGAUACUACCCUACCAUCUCAAUGAAGUACCGGAGUAAUUCAUUCAACCGAAGUUAAUGAAUCCCAGUCAAAUAAAAUUGAUCGCUCUCAGUUGUAAAAACAGCUCAAAAAUUGAUUAAUCAUAGAUUCAUAACGCUACAGAGACUGUCCCACUUGGCAAUUCUCGAUUCCAAAGUUUGUUUUUAGUAUUGAAAUAUCUUUUUCUGCUGUCGUCGCACGAUUCUCCGCGUAAUCCCACUUCUCCGUACUGUCGAAAUUGGGACAAAACCGUAUUACCCAGUGUUAAAACGAGUUGAAAUUAAAGUUGGUAGAUGAGAAAAAAUUCAUCUCCGAGGAAUUUGCGUAUCACGAAAUCCCGACCAAAUCAAAUUCUGAGUUUUUCAUCAAAUCAGGAGAAGUGACGAAGGUAAAAAAAAUACGAGUGGAAUAAAAAUAGAGGAGAGAAUUCUUUUUUUUUACCUCUCUUCCACUGUCAUCAGUUAAUUCGUUUUUGCGCUCGGGUUGAAGCGGUUCUUUCUCUCGGUUUUUUCUUCCUGCAAUCGUUCGAGCGUCAGACAAAAAAAAAAUAUGUAAAAAGUACUCUAGCAUAAGUGAGAAAAGGAGCGAACGAGAGAUGUGUUAGAGCGAGUUGAAGAAACCGCACGUGUAUGCAUCCACCCUGCGGCUAGACGAGACAACCGCGUAGUACCAAAGCACUAUAAAGAAAUACUAAAAAAAAAAAUAAAAA